Schistocerca nitens (vagrant locust) is the source of this 3135-nucleotide messenger RNA. RefSeq names its product intraflagellar transport protein 74 homolog. The transcript has 10 exons. The coding region runs from base 276 to 2162 and encodes 628 amino acids. NCBI's taxonomy places the organism in Eukaryota, Metazoa, Arthropoda, Insecta, Orthoptera, Acrididae. The record is from RefSeq and is a predicted model, not a curated record. Gene Ontology annotation, cellular component: intraciliary transport particle B; centrosome; cilium. Gene Ontology annotation, biological process: cilium assembly; intraciliary transport involved in cilium assembly. Gene Ontology annotation, molecular function: beta-tubulin binding.
UGUAAGAGGCCCGCAGUUGAGGUGUGGUUACGCUUAAUACUACCAACAGAAGAUAGAGUUCUGGGACUUGACGCUGACAAAACUUUUGUAUUGUGACUGCGUUGCUAUAGUAACACACUUGCAUUGCAAUGGUACUGAGCUUGUAUCGACGUCUAUAUGUUUUUUCGACGUCUGCUCCACGAAACCCUUAAGUAAAACGAUGAUUCACAAAUAUAAGACCUUAACGCAGAGUAAAAGAUAUUGACAUUUAAACUUCGUGAGGUUUAUGUUCAACUAUGUCUAGAAUUUCCAGUGCCUUUUCUGAAAAUGAAAAUGUCCAGCUUGAAGAUAGACCAACAUCUAGAAGAGGAAUGGUAUCUAGACAGAGCCCUGUGAUGGAAGAAAAUGCAUCCAGAUCUGUCAUACCUCACAGACCUUCAACUGGACGCCCACCUUCGGCAUCAUUGUACAAUGCACGUAGUGCAAUGCCAGGCACAGCAUCAAGGCUAGCUUCAUCUGUUUAUCAGCCAGCAUCACGUCUGGGAACAGCAGUAAAUUUAGCUGGAGCACAGUUGAAUGUCGUGGAUAGACCAGUGACACAACAGGGGCUGACUGGACUCCGUACAGCUUCCAGAGGACCACAGAAACGGCAAGUUGAAGAUAAACGAUAUUUUGAAGGAAUACUUCAGAUGAAGAUCAGAGAACUUUCAUCUGAAAUAAGUCAUUUGAAUAAGGAUAUUGAGACUCGGUCAGCUGAACAAGCAACUUUUUUGAUUUAUGACAAGAGAGUUAAAGAAAUGGCAGCUGAACUUACAGAUCUACAAGGCAAGUUAGCUGACUAUAAUUUGGUUUUUGACAAAAUAAGCACAGAUACUGAGAAAAGAGAGAUAGAUAAUGAGAGACUUGAAAUGGAGCAUAGAAAUGCAAAGGAAUCAAAUUUUCUAGAGCAACUUUUUGCUCAGAGACGGCAAAAGGAAUCACAAAUUCAGCAAAUUGAAAUCGAAAUUGAGCAGGAGCGUCAUAUGGCUGAUAAUCUACUUGGCCAGAUGAGCCCUCCAUUGCGUGAGCAUUAUGCUGUGCUACAGAAAACGAACAAUGAGCUGCAGAGGCAGAUGGAAGAGCUACAGCAACAGCUUGAUACACUUACUGUUCAAAAAACGAAUUUUGAAGACCAGAUAUCAGUUUCAGAGGUAAAGCAAGAGGCAGUUCGUCUGCACCACAAAUUGUUGGAAGCACAAGAAAAGCGAGAUCAGUUAUUACAGGAAGAGAGAAUGAGGUCCACUCCAUCUAAUGAAAGAGAACAAUUGCUGCAGAGGGUAAAAGACGAUAAUUCAGAAAUAGCAACCAUGGAAAGGCAGAUGUCACAGAUGAAGGAACUAAUUUCCAAAAAGCAAGAGGAACUGACCCAACUGGAGCAGGAUGUGGAGGAGAGUCAAAGCGAGCGGCACCAGAAAUACAGAGACCUCAGACGACGUGAAGAAACUAUGGAACAGUUUCUUUCAACAUAUAAAGAAAAUUAUGAACAGAGCAUAGCCCGUCUGGAUCAGUUGGAGAGUGAUAUUGAGAUAGCUUUACAAGAAAUAAGCAGGAACUUGGCUCGUUCUGGGCAUCUUCCUAGUGUAGAAGACUUUUCUGUAAUGAAGGACAACUUAUUAUUUAAGGAGGGUGAAUUGGAGAAGUCUAAGAAAACAUCAGAAACAUUAAUCAAAGAACAGCAGCAGCUGCAGAUCAAUCUUCAAAAGGUUGAAGCAUUAGAAGGAAAGAUUAAAACUGAAAUGGAAACUCUGCGAGAAAAAAUGACAACAAUGACAAAUGAAAUGGCUUCUCUGUCUAAUUUAGACAAACUUAGAGAGGAUGCUCUCAGCAAACAGGAACUUCUGAUAAAAGAAAAGGAAGUUCUUUUAGAAAAGCAAGCUCCUCUUAAGAUGAAUGUUGAGGAACUGCAAAUUAAGUUUGAUGAUCUGAAGAACCAGCUAAAUGACAAUGAAACUUAUGCACAGCUUAGCAACUUGGAAAGGAAGCUAAUGCAAUUGGAACAGAAUAACUUUGCUAUGAAAGAAUUCAUUGCAACAAAAAAGUCUGAGACUGAUUAUGAACCACUCAAGAAUAAGGUUUAUGCACUUGUACAAGAAUACAACACAUUGCUUAAGGAGAAUGUAAAGAAGGGUAAUAUAGCUAUUUGAUGCAUAAGUGGCUGAUAUUAUGAAGUGAACCUGAUGGAGUAGCACUACAAAGAAAAUUAACGCAAAAGCUAAUUUAAUUAUCAAGAGAGAAUGCCUAUGCCUAUUUUAAGAAAAAAGAACUCACAUUGCAUGACCACUAGAUUUAGAUUUAUGUUUAAGGGCCUUACUUGUGUUGGAAACGGCUUAAACCAGCCUGGUCAAUGCCAAAGGACAUCAACAAAAUUUUGAAAAAGUUCAGAAGUGAUACUGACCUAUGUUACCAUCACUGACAGCAUGAGAAUUUCUUAAUUUAAUAGCAAGGUUAAGUUAAAUAUACCUUCUAGUGACCUACCUGAACAUAUUUAUAAUUGCUUCACUAAUGGGCUCAUGAGAAUCAUCAGUCAGUUCACGAAACUGGAAUAAAAGAAUAAUCAGUUACAUACUGUCAUGAAGUAAUUUUGUGAAUGACUACACCACUGUCCAUCAUUUCUUUAUGGCACAGAAUUUAUGAUAAUAAGGAAACAGGGAGAGAAACUGUAGUUUUACACCACUGUCCAUCAUCAUUUCUUUAUGGGACAGAAUUUAUGAUAAUGAGGAAACAGAGAGAAACUUUAGAUUUCACAUAACAAAUAACAUGGCUACUUCUGAACACUCCCAAUAGUUAAUAGGUUGUCUUUAUAUCUAUACUGAAAUCAGAUGUUACACACACAAAGACAGAAUGUGUUGUGUAAGGUUGUGAAAUUAGACAAGGCAAUGCUGGAGUAUUGAUGUGGAUAACUGUGGUCCGUGUAGCAUUUUUGUGAACAGUGUGCCAUUCUCCUGGCAUAUUUCUCCUUCUGAAUAUACUUGGAAAAGGAAUUUAAUAUUUUUCUGUAACAUGUGUAAAACAAUGAAUUUUUUUAUGUGAGGUGCAACGAAUGAAAAGAACAAAUACAACAAGUACGAUUUAGAUAAAAGAGAAGAUAUUGUACCUUUUUGAGUAGUACCGCUGACA